This is a messenger RNA of Lymnaea stagnalis (great pond snail), 3458 nucleotides long. NCBI's taxonomy places the organism in Eukaryota, Metazoa, Mollusca, Gastropoda, Lymnaeidae. The record is from the annotation of a GenBank genome assembly.
CUAUACGACAGACCUAAGUAUCACUUUGUCAUACGUGUCCAUUUCCUCAGUGCGUGAUCGAGACCAAUAAAAGGCCAGCGCUUCCCUUUUGCAGUCCACAAGUCUUCAGACCAUUCCUGGUGAUCCUUUGUACCUGUCCUCAGUAGCUUAGGUGAGUUGAGUAGCAUCUCAGGUGAAUUAGAGGCCGUAGCUAUGUGAAAAUAUGCUCGAUAUUGAAUUAAGUAAAAUUGCACGUCUAUGCUCAUUGAGACAACCAGUAUCUUUUCUUAGAGAAAAUUAACCUCGGACGUAAUGAUAGACCGUUCGUGACUGUCUACCAGAAAGGACUUUUGUAUUAGUGCAUUCUGAAAUAAAUAUUCAGGGCUUUGUGAUAUAUAAAUACACUUGUAAUGAUAGCUGUAAAAAAAAAAAAAAGUUGCCAAUUUUUUAGCAAAAGACCAAUUUUAUCUUAAGGUUUCUCAAGACCGCUCACAAUCUUUCAGAGACGUUUCAAGAUAUGAUGAAGAUGACUGAAUAUGUUUAUUGUACUUGUGUCCAUGCUAUCUGAUCAUGCCCACAGUGCUCUCAUUUCCUAAAAUCUUGUAGAAGUAAACGUCUUCAAAUUUUUCUAAAUUUUUUUUUUUUUUAUAAUUUUUAAUUACCUUCAAAGAUUGAGGCAAGCUGUUCCAUUAGUUAGGCGCAGUAGAUACCCUAUGCAUUGACCAGGUUUAUAUCAACGUUUAACUACUUAAUUUUAGACAUUCGGUAUAGCUAUGGACAUGAUGCUAAAAAAUAUAUAUUUUGUAUUCUUUUACUGUUGUUUAGACAGAGCAAAGAAGUAUAUUGUGGGAUUGUACUUCGAGUAGUUCUUGUAGCGGCAAAAUGUUACAUAAGCUAGCCAUGAACUGUAGACGUUAACUUCAGCCGUUCAUACUCAAAUGAAAGAUUAGAAGGGAUAUCUCUGAACAACGAAACCAUCGCAAAUCUCUUUUCAUUUUUAUAUAAAGAAAUGUGUAGGUUUAUUUUUGAUUUGCUGAAACCUAAGCUGAUAUGAGCCUAUGUACUUACAGUAAGAUAUGAGCCUAUGUACUUACAGUAAGAUAUGAGCCUAUGUACUUACAGUAAGAUAUGAGCCUAUGUACUUACAGUAAGAUAUGAGCCUAUGUACUUACAGUAAGAUAUGAGCCUAUGUACUUACAAUAAGAUAUGAGCCUAUGUACUUACAGUAAGAUAUGAGCCUAUUUACUUGCAGUAAGAUAUGAGCCUAUGUACUUACAGUAAGAUAUGAGCCUAUGUACUUACAGUUAUGAGCCUAUGUACUUACAGUAAGAUAUGAGCCUAUGUACUUACAGUAAGAUAUGAGCCUAUGUACUUACAGUUAUGAGCCUAUGUACUUACAGUAAGAUAUGAGCCUAUGUACUUACAGUUAUGAGCCUAUGUACUUACAGUAAGAUAUGAGCCUAUGUACUUACAGUAAAAAUGUCCAACCUGAUCAUCCUCCUCGUAUGCCUUCCGGCCUUGACCUUAUGUGCAAUUGACUGGGCUGCCGUCUCUGUGGGUUCAUUCGCGAAAAUCGACUCCAACAACGACGGAAGCUUAGAGAAACCCGAAGUCGAGCGUUAUUUCAAAGUGAGUUUCAGACUCUGAGUAUGCAAGAGCGAUUGAGUUAGUUUGUCAAAUGUCAAGUAAUGCAACACUAAUAUAUAGUAUGCUUGUAAUUUUAUCUAGUAAUAUAUAAAUGGAUAUUUAAAUAAUAUAAUCAUUUAGCCAAGAAAGUUGACCUCUCCAUGUCACCAUGUUAAAUGACCAUGUUAGGUCACCAUGUUAAAUGACCAUGUUAGAUCACCAUGUUGAAUAGCCGUGUUAGGUCCCCAUUUUUAUGACCAUGCUAGGUCCCCAUGUCAAAUGUACAUGUUAGGUCACCAAUGGCCAUGUUAGGUCACCAUGUUAAAUGACCAUGUUAGGUCACCCCGUGCGAUGGCCAGAUUAGGUCACCAUGUUAGAUCACAACGUAAGAUGACCUUUUCAUUUGGUUUCUCCAAGUGAUAAGCGAACUAUCAUCUCCACUUGAGAGAAAAACAAUAUAAACGAGACAAGCCAUUAUUUCAUUCCCAAACUGUCAACAGCAAACCUAUGACACCAACGGCGAUGAUAAAGUCACCAAACAGGAGUACGUUGCCGUGGUUACCGCCGCAAACAGCGACCACAACCUCGUCAGGGCCCUGACCGGCCUCUUUGACGAUCUGGACUUCAAUAACGACGACGUCAUCGACAAGAACGACAACGACAAGCUGUUCGACCUCAUCGACCGCAACAACAACAACCGUAUCUCACAACUGGAGUACACCACGUGAGUAAUGAAUCAAAUCAAAGGGAAACAUACUAUGGCCCGUGAGCUGAGUCAGGAGUGCGCAACCUUUCAUUGUAAAGUGAAAUUUAUUCAUUUUUUUUAUGCUAAGGAAAUGUUUAGGGAGCCUCAUGCAUGGGCGUAUUGUUUAAAAGAAUUUUAUAGAUUAGGCAGAAAAAAGAUGAAGUAAUGAAAAUAGCCGAAGGCUGGCUACCAUUUAAUGCAAAUCUAUUUUAUACGACCGACGGAAAUCUAAAUAUUUUGUUUUUAAUCUAUAUUUAUAUCUACAAAAUGUUUAAAGUAUGACAAGUGCAGGCUGUUAACAAAAAAAAGUACCCCACUUGCGGCUAGAAUAGAGCAGUUUCUGAAGUUUCUGAUAGUAAGUGUGCAAUGGAUCACAACAAGAAAAAAUAUUGAUUGCUUGAGGUCCGAAGCUAGGAGGCUUUUCCGCCAGGACGGGAGCCCCAGCGCAGUUCCCCCAAGUUUUAAAAUUCUACACGCCCAUUAAUAACGAUUCCUAUUUUUGAAAUCAAGUUUGAUUUGAAUAUGCGCAUUUUGAGAAGUGGGGAAAUCGCCACAUUUCCUCACAAUGAAAAAUUAUGAUAUUGAACUGUUAAUGUCUCUUAAUUUGGUUUUAAAUUGGAACACUUGGGAACAUUAUGGAACAUAAGGGAACAUUUGAGAACAUUUGGGAACAUUUGGGAACAUUUGGGAACAUUAGAGAACAUUAGGGAACAUUUGGGAAAAUUUGGGAACAUUAUGCAACAUAGGACAACUUUAAAAAGCACGCCUGUCUUUAUUUCCCUCCUAAAAUAAACUCUUGAAACAUUGGGGGAAAAUAGUAGGUUAAAAACUACAAUUUAUAAGAGAUUCUUUUUAAUUCUUUAUGUCAUACUUGUAACUGGCAAAACCAAAUUUGUGAAUUCAUUUAUUUACUCAUACUGUGUACACUUGUGUUUCCAUUGCAGAUGGUUUGAGCUCACCAUCAACCCCGUGGUUGGUUGAGGGUUGACGGCUACCGGACUGACGAGUAUGUUGAGGACAUUUUUAUUGACCUAUCAUGCGACUCGUUCUGCUCUGUUUUUGUAAUUUUAAAGUAUAGUAAAAAAAUAAAUUCUAUUUCCUUUGCAUA